Molecule: messenger RNA, 1673 nt
Organism: Ylistrum balloti
Lineage: Eukaryota; Metazoa; Mollusca; Bivalvia; Pectinida; Pectinidae
Product: sorcin-like
Exons: 10
Coding region: 1-684 (227 amino acids)
Molecular function (GO): calcium ion binding
Source: RefSeq, a predicted model, not a curated record
AUGGCGUACUACCAGCAAAACUACCAGCACUACCAACAACCAAGCCAACAUUAUGGCGGAUAUGGACAGGUUUUGCAGCGUGACGCAUUCGCGUGUAACGCCUGGCAGGCUCUUGGAUUUAACAGCCCUAAUGAACUACAGAUUCUUUUUGAUCAAAGUGUCCAGUCAAAUGAGCAAAAUAGGAUGCGAAGGGCAAUCCAGUCAGAGGACCUCGUAGGGAUAAUGAAUAAUUCCUCUGAGAUCCGAAGUUUCUUUAACAUAAACUGGAGCAGGGAGCUCUGUAAAGUAAUGGUUGCUAUGUUGGAUCGAUCAGGAGAUGGAUUUCUGCAGUGGGAGGAGUUUAUGGAGUUACAACAGUGUCUGAUUGCAUGGUACAGAAUGUUUCAGACCCAUGACAUGGACCGCAAUAACAAAGCUGAUGCCAAUGAACUUAUUACUGUGGUGAAAAAUCAAUUCCGUUUUAAUCUGUCACAAGAGUGUGUGACAACACUGUUGAAAAGGUUUUCCUAUGUUGAACCCAAUGGAAGAUGUGUGCUUUCAUUUGACGACUUUGUAACUGUGUGUGUCAAACUUCGGGCCUUAACAGAUGCGUUCCGGCGGCGAGACCAACAACAACAUGGACAGGAGACCGGUACUAGUACCUUUGGCUAUGAUGAUUUUCUGCGAUGCACAAUGUGCCUGUGAUCUCAGGUGCAUUCUGUUGAGACAUUGCUCCAGGACUCAAAUCAUCACCUUCUUCAGAUCAGACUGGUCAAACUCCCGCCCCCACUCCCCACCCAUGCGCCAUACACUGCACAAAUCCUUCUUCAGGGUUUACUUUUCACAUGCUUUUUCUCAUGGACUAACUCAAAUGCAAUUGCAGAUACAAAAUCAUCUUCUGAUGUACUGUAUUAAUUAGCUUUGGUGAGAGACCUACAAAUGUAGGUUUGACAAAUGUAUGAUGGUCAUAGACUCAGGAUGGACACAUGGAUAAUGAACAGAAAUCUAAAAGACAAAAGGACAUUAUGGUCAGAAACCUUGGCAUGACAAAUAGACAAUGUCAGAAACUUAGGAUGGACAAAUAGACAAUGGUCAGAUACCUAGGAUGGACAAAUAGACAAUGGUCAGAAACCUAGGAUGGACAAAUGGACAAUGGUCAGAUACCUAGAAUCGACAAAUGGACAAUAGUAAGAAACGUAGGAUGGACAAUACUCAGAAACCUAGAAUUGACACAAACAUUUAGCUGAGCCUUGGGAUGGACACAAGGACAAUGGUCAGAGACCUUUGCUAGAUAGAUGGAUAGCCAGACCUAGUCAGGUGAUUUGGACAAUGCUGAGAGACUAGUCUGAUAACAUAAGGCGAUGGUUAGAAAACUAGGUGGUGGUAAUAUGUCUUUACUGAUAUGCUCAGUGAUCAGAGGCUUGGCUGGCAACAGAGGUCAGAGCGUUCAGCAGCUUUUUUCAUCAAAAUUGGUAUUGCAAUUUGGUAUGUUUUUGAUUGAUAACCAAGUUUGUGCAAUACAGUGAUUACUACCAGUUUUAUUUUUACACUGAAGAUGAGUGAAUGCAAACUGUGUGAUAUUGUUAAAAUAAGAAACAAGACAGUUACAAAGAUUGGACUGGUCUCUACAGUCUCCACUGUUUUAUGUAAUACUCUGUGAUCAUUGCCUCUGUAUACGAGGUUAACUAAUAAAA